This is a messenger RNA of Fusarium redolens, 3042 nucleotides long. RefSeq names its product amidase signature domain-containing protein. NCBI's taxonomy places the organism in Eukaryota, Fungi, Ascomycota, Sordariomycetes, Hypocreales, Nectriaceae. Gene Ontology annotation, biological process: nucleobase transport; transmembrane transport. The coding region runs from base 1 to 3042 and encodes 1013 amino acids. The transcript has 9 exons. The record is from RefSeq and is a predicted model, not a curated record. Gene Ontology annotation, molecular function: nucleobase transmembrane transporter activity. Gene Ontology annotation, cellular component: plasma membrane.
AUGGUUAAUCUCCCAUCUAGGAGCGAGCUCACAGCUCACUUCCAAUCAAAGGAAGCUUUUGUCAACUUUGUCAAGACAUCUGAAACGGCAGAUGGUCAGACUCGAGUUGGUAAUGAGCGAUGGUCUAAUAAAGAUCUUGAAUCUACGCCACCAGAGCAUCGGAACUGGACAUGGUAUAAUUUACCACUGUACUGGUUCUCCAAUCAGUUCAGUCUUACGGGAUGGAACACUGGAUCAUCGCUCAUUGCGGUUGGUUUGACCUGGCAGCAAUCGUUCGUCUCGUGUGUUCUAGGCGCAUUACUCGCUUCGCUGGUUGUCAUCUGCAUGGCCAGGCCCGGCGUUCAAUACCACAUCGGUUUCCCUGUCCUUGCUCGGUCAAGCAUGGGCAUGUACGGCGCAUACUUCUUCAUCUUCAUCCGAGCCAUUGUCUGCAUCGUUUGGUACGGCAUCCAAACCUUCUACGGCGGGUCGAUCCUCUCAGUAAUGCUACGCUGCAUCUUCGGCAGCUCAUGGCAGAACUUUGCCAACACCCUUAGUGAAAACGCCGAUAUCUCAUCAAAAGUCCUUCUUGCUUUCUUCCUCGUCUGGCUCAUGCAAUUCCCAUUCAUGUGGGUUCACCCAAGAAACAUCCACUACGUCUUCACAGUAAAAGGUUUCACAAUGCCCAUCGCCGCAUUCGCCAUCUUCGGAUGGUGCAUGGCCAACGGCGGUGGUUUGAACGGCAUGAACAUGGCGUCCAAAGAAGCUGAGGCAGCUGCUUCUACGACUCCUCUUGGAUGGAGUAUAAUGUCUGGCAUCAACGUCAUCAUGGGCGGAUUAUCGCCCAUGUUGGUGAAUCAGCCUGAUCUGGCGAGAUAUUGCCAAAAGACUCGUGAUGCAGGUCCUCUUCAGGGCGUUAGUGUCUUUGUAUCCUCUGUCAUUGUCUUUUUCUUGGGUCUUGCGUCGACGGCGUCCAUGCAGACUGUUUAUGGAGAGGCGUAUUGGAAUAUUUGGGAUUUACUUGACUCUAUCUUGGAUCACCAUUGGAAUGCAGGGGCUCGCGCGGGCGUUUUCUUUCUGGCGCUGGCUUUUCUGUUGGGGGUCUUUGCGACCAACUUUGGUGCAAACUCGAUUCCCUUCGGGUCUGACAUGACGGGCCUCUUCCCGCGAUGGCUCACCAUUCGAAGAGGGCAGAUUGUCUGUGCUAUUCUGGGAAUUUGUGUUGUUCCUUGGAAACUUAUGGCCAAUGCUCAAGCUUUCUUGUCAUUCCUUGGCAGCUACAACAUCUUCAUGGCGCCUCUAUGCGCUGUCAUCAUUGUUGACUACGUCUACGUCCGGAAAGGCAACAUCCAUGUACCAUCAUGCUACGAUGGAAGCAAGCAUGGUCUCUAUCAUUUCUGGUCCGGCGUCAACUGGGUCGGCUGCCUUGCCUGGAUCGGGGGAACUACCAUGGGUCUGCCUGGCCUCGUUGGACAGUAUCAGCCUCAUCUUCUCUCUGAUGCAUCGCGCUACAUGUACAUGAUGGGUUGGCUUCUGACAUUUGUCACCGCUGGAGUUGUCUACGCCAUUGGCGUUCAGUUCGUCAACAUUCGUGUAUUCCCGGCUGGUCGCGCAACGGCCAAGACUUGGGAGUGGUUGGCUAAGGAUGGUAGGGAGGGUUUCUAUGAGGAUGAGAGGGAGGGACAGGUCAUCUAUGCUCAGGCAUCACCUUCUGCUGAUAAGACCGAGGGAGAGGUGAAUGCAAAGGCAGAUGAUUCGUCGCUCUGUUUGGCAAUGCUGGUCCAGCCGUAUCAACUCUCGGCAACUGACGUCGUUGCCAAGAUUCGAGAUGGCCAGCUCACGGUUGAGGAGUAUACGCAGUCACUCUUGGCACGCAUCAAAGAGCGGGAUCCCAUUGUGAAAGCCUGGGCGUAUAUCAAUCCUGAUCAAGUGCUUAAAGAAGCCCGAAAGUUGGACCAGGUUCCUAAGCAAGAGCGUGGGCCGUUGCAUGGUGUCGCGAUUGCGGUUAAGGAUGUCAUCUACACGAAGGAUGAUGGUCCUCAGGUCGACGCAGCCAGCAUCAUCAUCCUACGUCAAGCCGGUGCGCUCAUACUAGGCAAGACAACCACCACGGAAUUCGCAGCAACAACUCAAGGACCUCAAACAACAAACCCACACGAUAGUUCUCGUACACCUGGAGGUUCCUCUUCAGGUUCUGGAGCAGUUGUAGCAGACUUCCAAGCUCCAAUCAGUCUCGGAACACAGACCGGAGGAAGUACCAUUCGUCCAGCCUCUUUCAACGGUAUCUAUGGAUUCAAACCAACGUGGAACUCAAUCUCAAGAGAAGGCCAGAAAGUGUUUUCCCUCAUUCUUGAUACGCUUGGCAUCUAUGCUCGUACCGUGGAGGAUCUGAACUUGCUCGCUGAUGUAUUCGCUUUGAAAGAUGACGAGCCACCUAACCAAGAAUACUCCAUCAAAAACGGAAAAUUCGCAAUCUGCAAAACUAUGGUUUGGCCUCAAGCUGGCACUGGUCUUAUCAAAGCAAUGGAUAAAGCCGUUGAACUCUUACGAUCAAGCGGCGCUACGGUCGAAGAGAUUGAGAUUCCAGAACAUCUACAAGAUUUACCAAAGUGGCACUCCAUUAUCUUCAACACCGAUGGACGUACAGCUUUUUUGCCAGAGUAUAGAGUUGACAAGAGCCAAAUUGCGGAUCAGCUUGUUGGACAUGUUGAGAAUCGCCUUAAGAUCUCGAGAGCUGCACAGCUUAAAGCUUUUGAUGACAUUGCAGCGGCUAGACCUGUUGUCGAUGCUAUGUUGGGUAAGUAUGAUGCUGUGUUUGUGCCGAGUGUACCGGAUGAGGCGACGGAGGGUAUUGAGGCUACUGGAAGCGCGGCGUUUAAUCUGAUAUGGACGGCACUACACAAUCCUGUCAUCAACAUCCCCGGGUUUGCUGGCGAAAACGGCAUGCCGAUUGGCUUGUCCCUCGUGGCGCCGAGGUACCACGACAGAAAGCUUCUGGUAGUUAGCCAAGAGGUUGGAAAGCUCUUCGAGGUGUCCGGGGGAUGGAAGUCACAGAUAGUUUAG